Molecule: messenger RNA, 2637 nt
Organism: Stylophora pistillata
Lineage: Eukaryota; Metazoa; Cnidaria; Anthozoa; Scleractinia; Pocilloporidae
Product: WD repeat-containing protein 81
Molecular function (GO): protein binding
Source: RefSeq, a predicted model, not a curated record
CCGGGAAUUUCUCGACCACUAAUUUGUCUACUUUUAUAUUGGUUUUUUUUUUCUUUUGGAAGCAUGACGUUGUCCCUUGUGAUUAGCAAACAGUUAAAAAUUAAAAUUUCUUUGAGCGAGUCGGUAAAGGACCGGACAAGAUGUCCGGCAAACCAAGGAUUUGUCCGGUCAGUACCCAAUCUUGACCGGACAUUGUCCGUUGACCGGCCGUUAUUUGCAGCCCUGCUCUACUUGCAAAACAACUUCAUCUUCAAGGAUUUCGAAAGGUAAAAUGACAAGGUUUCGAAACACUCACAAUCUGUUAUAAAAAUCAGGCGAAACUCAAAUUAAGUUUGUCCUGUCUAUUUUAGCCGUGCUUGAGAAUGUUGACGAUAAAGCAACCGAAGGAGACCUUUACAACUCGCCAGUUUAUGAGGAGUUAUGCCACACAUUCAAUCCUGCUAUCGCUCACCACGCGUUUGUUCCACUCUGCGGCAUCAUGGGAAGUAAAUAUAUGGAGACCUCGCUGAUCAAUCAUGACCUUAUAUGGAACUUGUGCUGCAGUUUCGAUGCUCAGCUGUCUCAUCCUACUUGCGAAGAGAACAGGGCGUCUGAGAAUGAAGAAGAUGAAGAAGAAAAUGAAAACCACGGGGGGAAUAUUGGAAUAUCUGAGUUUGAUUCUGAGACUGUGGAUGGGUCCCGUGGGGUGGAUAACCCACCAGAGGAGCAGUUUCCAGACAAGAAGGGGAGCAAAAAAAGUGAGAAAGUCAAGAAAAUGCCCAAGCCACCCAUUUGGUUUAUUGGAAAAAGACUUUCUAAGACAAAGGAUGUACCCACCAGCCUACCGUCCUCUUCGUCCUCGGACCAAUAUCUACGCGGUAGCUGGCUAACGCACUGGGAAAACCAACUCAGUUUGAAAGGAAAGGGAGGAAACAAAUUCAAUCUCCAACAAGUCAAACUGCAAACCUUUACCGGUCACAAUGGACCCGUUCGUUCAAUCUACGUUCAGGACAGUGAGCAUUGUUUUUUGUCGGCUAGUAAAGAUAAGACUGUUAAACUCUGGUCGCUUAGCAACCAUGGUGAUGGCACAGCCCAAUCAGCAAGCUCGUGGACGUAUGCUCGACACACACGACCCGUAUUCCACGUGAAUAUGGUGGAGUCCGUGCGACAAGGCAUUUCAUGUGAUGGCAGCCUUCACUUGUGGGACGCGGUCUCCGAUCGUUGUCUUUGGGUCGACGACUGCCCCAGGAACAAUCCUAUAGUUGCCAUAACAACACUUCCGGCCCCCAGCAAGUGUGUGGUGGCCGCCAUGGCUGAAGGAACUGCAAGGUUUCUUGACGUCCGUCAGCAUAAAUUCGUCACAGAGUGGAAAAUAACAACCAGUAGUGUACCAGGUACUGUUCGUGAUGUUUGCUGCAGCCCUGAUGGGCGGUGGAUCGCUUUUGGUUUCUCAACAGGGCUGGCAUCUGUGUUGGAUAUCAGAGGUGGGCUGCUUCGUAGUCAAAGGCGCGCUCACACUGGCGACAUCUUUCAGGUCAAAGCCUCCUCGAGCUCGUCUUUUAUAACAUCAUCUGUGGACUCUGGUUUAUCUCUGUGGAAAGAUGACGGUCUUCGCCUGAAAACACUCAAAGGUCCUAGCGAUCCUCUCCCUUCUCUUCUGGUGUGGGGGGAUCAAUUGAUUUCAGCUACUGUUGGCGGUAGAAUUGGUGUACACAGCUUACCGGAGGAUCAUUCUGAGGACCUUUACAUUAGCCACAAGCUGAGCAGCGAUGUGUUCCGCGGCAAUAUCACAUGCCUUGGUUACCUACCACUGAACAGGCUGCUUUUGAUUGGUAGCGACACAGGGAACAUUGUGCUCUGUUCCUAAGCAACGGUCCUUUUAGGAAAGAAACCCAAAGCCAAAUUAUAUCUAUCUGAUCCUUUCAAGAAUAGAAUGAAAAAUUGGUGAAGCUGCGGUGGUGAAUAUAAGAAUAAAGUACAUUUCAUUUCGGAUUUUCUGUAGACUGUCAACGUAAAGAAUUUUUCUUGUUGCGACAUUAUAUAAGUCCAUCAACAGUAAUCAGUCACCAGAGAGCAUUUGAGGGUAUGGACAGGAUUGCAUCUAUAAAUCAUUCCACUGAGUGGUGAGACUUACUAGGAGCCCUCAGAGUUAAUCAGCUGAUUUUGUUACAUCUGUCAAAUUGUUGCAUUGCGUACAACGUGAUUCUUUUGAAAUGAAACAUAGUAAUAAAUAGUUACUUAUAGCCACAACUUAAACAGGAACGUUUGAAAAGCUACAAAUUGGCACAAGAUAUGCUUACUUUCAUGCAAUCUGUUCUUUUACUAAAACGUAUUUGCUGAACAUUUUUUAUGCCGUUGUUGUCCACAUUUCAUGUAACAUUCUUUUAGCGACUAAUUCUUACCUUACACAGUUGAAGUCCUCCUUUUCUUGUGGUACAAUGAAUUACGUUUUGCGCAAAUAUAUAUUACGUGUAAGCAAUGUCAUUCGUGAAAUGUUAAUUACAGUUUAUGAGAAAAUUGAACCAAAUAGUCAAAGAGAAAAAAAUUAUUAAGAUUUAUCAAAGUGGAGUUACGCAAGAUUGUAUAAAAAAAGCUUACAAUUGACAACAACAUUAAAGAAACUAUAUCUUUAUUAAUAAAGGGAUAUUUUCGUUGUAA